AUGAUCAUUAUAAAUAGGGAAGAAGACCCAGAGGAACUACCACCUCAUGGUCAUAUAACUUCACUUUCAGUCAUGAGAACAUAUAGAAGAUUAGGAAUUGCAGAAAAAUUAAUGACACAAGCUCAAAAAAAUAUGGUGGAGGUUUUUAAUGCACAGUAUGUUUCAUUACAUGUAAGAAAAAGUAAUCGAGCAGCUCUAAAUUUGUAUAAAGAUACAUUAAAAUUUGAGAUUCAUGAAAUAGAAAAGAAGUAUUAUGCAGAUGGAGAAGAUGCAUAUGCUAUGAGAAAAGAUUUGCAAACUAAUACUAGUAGUAAUAUUAUUUCAAGUAAAUCUUGA
Molecule: messenger RNA, 336 nt
Organism: Entrophospora sp. SA101
Lineage: Eukaryota; Fungi; Glomeromycota; Glomeromycetes; Entrophosporales; Entrophosporaceae
Source: the annotation of a GenBank genome assembly